CCCGCGGCCUGGCCGUGCUCCGCGGGGUGGCGCCGGGCCCCAAGAUGGCGGCCGCGGGCCCGGGCCCUCUUGGGCGUCCCUCCGGGCGUCCCGCCGGGCUCCGGAGCGCUCCGCCGGGCCCGUCCUGCCCGGGGAGAAGCGGGCGGUGUCGGCCCCGCGGCCAUCCCCGGGGAGCGUGAGGCGCGGCCCCGCGGCCGGGAUGUGCGAGGCGACCGCAGGUAGUUGGCACGUUGGAGAUAAAUGCCUUGCACCUGGUACUGAAAAUGGGAAGCUUUGUGAAGGAACAAUAUCAUCUAUUGAAAAGGACAAGAAUGGAAAAUCAUUUGCUACUGUAUCAUUCCUGGAGUCUGAAGAAAAGAAAAUACUAGUAUCUAAACUCUGUAGAGUUGAAGCUGGUAGAGGUCCUUGGAAAAGCGUAAUAUUUGAUGAUGGUGAUCUGGAAAAGCCUUUUUUUCCUGACCGAAAUCUUCUGUCUUCAGCAGUGGCUUUUAAGUUAUCUGACAAUGGUGACUUUAUCCCAUAUACAAUUAAUAGAUACCUACGUGAUUAUCAAAGGGAAGGAGCCCAGUUUCUGUAUGGACACUAUGCUAAUAAAAGGGGAUGUAUUCUUGGAGAUGAUAUGGGCCUUGGAAAGACAAUACAGGUCAUUUCGUUUCUGGCUGCAGUGUUGCACAAGAAGGGAACACGUGAAGAUAUUGAAAAUAAUAUGCCAGAAUUUUUACGGAGGACAAUGAAAAAAGAAUCCAAGUAUAGUCCUAAGAAGCCUUUCCUCAUAGUGGCCCCUCUUUCAGUGCUGUACAACUGGAAGGAUGAGUUAGACACGUGGGGGUACUUCAAAGUCUCCAUCUUACAUGGCAGUAAAAAGGAUGAUGACUUGAGCCGCAUCAAGCAGGGGAAAUGUGAAGUUGCCCUUACAACAUACGAGACACUUCGCUUGUAUUUAGAUGAACUUAACGGUGUAGAGUGGUCUGCUGUCAUAGUGGAUGAAGCGCAUAGAAUCAAGAAUCCAAAAGCUCAAAUAACUCAAACCAUGAAGUCCUUAAAAUGCAGUGUUCGCAUAGGCCUUACUGGAACCAUUCUUCAAAACAAUAUGAAGGAACUUUGGUGUGUUAUGGACUGGGCUGUACCAGGACUUUUGGGUAAUAGAAUGCAUUUCAAGAAGAAAUUUUCUGAUCCAGUGGAGCAUGGUCAGAGGCACACUGCAACUAAAAGAGAGCUAGCAACAGGUCGUAAGGCCAUGGCGAAGCUAGCAAGAAAAAUGUCUGGCUGGUUUCUGAGACGUACUAAAGCGCUUAUCAGUGAUCAAUUGCCAAAAAAGGAAGACAGAAUGGUGUACUGUUCCCUGACAGAAUUCCAGAAAGCAAUAUACCAGGCUGUGCUGGAGACAGAGGAUGUAAGCUUAGUAUUAAGAGCAGGAGAGCCAUGUAGCUGCAACAGCGGCCGUAAAAGGAAGCACUGUUGUUACAAAGCCAAUGCUUAUGGUGAAACAAUUAAGUCACUGCGCUUCAGCUACCUGACAAUCCUACAGAAAGUUGCAAAUCAUGCUGCACUGCUGCAGACAGACAACACUAGCAAGCAGCAGGAAGCACAUAUCAAACGGGUGUGCAGCGAGGUCUUUUCCAGUUUUCCAGAUUUCGUGCGGUUAAGCAAAGAUGCAGCCUUUGAAACAAUUUCUGAUCCAAAGUACAGUGGAAAAAUGAAGGUUCUUCAGCAGCUUUUAAAUCACUUUAGAAAAAACAAGGACAAAGUUCUUCUUUUCUCCUUUUCCACAAAGUUGCUAGAUGUGCUGGAGCAGUACUGUAUGGCGUCUGGGCUAGAUUACCGAAGACUUGAUGGAAAUACAAAAUCAGAAGAUAGGAUGAGAAUUGUAAGAGAGUUCAACAAAAUUCAAGAAAUUAACAUAUGCCUUGUAUCUACAAUGGCUGGUGGACUGGGUCUUAAUUUUGUGGGUGCAAAUGUUGUUAUACUGUUUGAUCCGACGUGGAACCCAGCAAAUGAUCUUCAGGCUAUUGACAGAGCUUACAGGAUUGGUCAAUGCAAGGAUGUUAAAGUGUUUAGACUGAUAUCCUUGGGAACUGUGGAGGAGAUGAUGUACUUACGUCAAGUUUAUAAGCAGCAACUACACUGCGCAGUGGUUGGAAGUGAAAAUGCCAAGCGGUAUUUUGAGGCAGUGCAAGGAUCAAAGGAACAUCAGGGAGAGCUUUUCGGGAUCCAUAACCUUUUCAAACUUAGGACUCAUGGGUCUUGUCUUACUAAAGAAAUCCUGGAGAGGGAAGGGCGAGUAGAAGCGGGAGUUAUGACAGCAACUACUUGGCUAAAGGAAGAGUCUCCUCCACACAGCUCAGAAAAGUAUGGACAACCAGACUUUGAAGGACAUGGAGAUCCCCCAAGCUCUAAGGCACAGUUAGAGAGAGAAGAAAUAGAUUUUCAUGAUGAUUUUAGUGAUGAUGAUAUGCUGGAAAUUUCCAUGAAAAGAAGUGACAGAAAGAAGCCUUGCAGCAUAAAUAAUUCAACGGUAACAAAGGGACAGCUUUCCUUAAUGCAGUGUGGUUUUUCUAAAUUGUUGCAGAGAGAAAUUGAAACUACCAAAAAAAAUGAUGAUAAUGACAAUUCUUAUCAUUCGAGUUCUGAUGGUCAGACUACAAGAACAAACGUAAAUAGCAAAGGUACUGGUGUUCAGAAACGUCAAAGCCAUGCACAUGUUUUAGAGCAUAGCAAAGCUGCUCAGUCACCAAAUGGAACUGACAAACAAGAAAUGUGUAGUGCAGAUUGGCUUGUUUUAUCAAACUCUGAGGAGGAAGAGGACAGAGAAGAUGAGGAUCAGUGCAUUUCAAAGCAAAAUGAUGUAGUCAUGGAAACUGAAAGCAGUUCUGAAGAGAAUGAUAAUAUCAUCUUUCCAACCCAAGUUCCAGCAUGCCACCAAGCAGUGCUUACUAAAAGAGCUGAAAUAUGUAGCUCAACAUCUGAACAUCCUGUAGAGUCAGCAAAAGAAAAAGAUAGGUUUGUAUUUAAGAGAGAUGGUAGGCAACUUGGAUUCUGUAGUACUGAGUCAAAUUUCAGCAAAAUCAGGUCUUCUGAAGAUGUUAAGAACAGUGCAAGAGAUUUGAAAGGUGCAAGUGACGUGAGUGAUGAGUCUGAUGAUAUUGAAAUUCCCUGUAAUUCUGAAUCGGGAAAAUUGAGAACUUUCAGCUUUCCAAGACGGAAACAAAGGCACGCCCAUAGCAAUGAACUACGUAACUUCUCCAAAUCUCAGCUGCAAGUGAAGCCCAGUAGAAAAGAAAAGGAAAGUGAAUCUCAGAAUAUAGAUGAAUUUUCAUCCUCUGAAGAUAACUUACCGGUUCAGAAGAUUCAUGCCAGAAAGCAAAGCUAUAAGUGUAAAAGCCAGAGGCGGACAGUUCGGUUUGGGUCCAAAAUCCUCCAUCCUAUUCAAGAUACAAUGUGCUCUGUUGUAGAAAAGAAGUCCAGCAAUUAUGCUGGGCAUAAAACUUAUGCACAUAAAGCAGAAUUUGACCAUCAGGAUCACAAAGUGGAAUCAAUGGACAAAUAUUUAGAUGGUGUUCAGGAAGUGGCUUAUAUACAUUCGAAUCAGAAUGUGGUUGGAUCCAGCAAGGCUGAGAAUCACUUGAGCCGGUGGGCAGUGCGAGAUGUAUUUGAGUUGAAGCAAUUUUCCCAGCUCCCUGCUAAUGUAGCAGUCUGUAGUGCCAAGAAAUGACUCUUUGGGAAAGGAGUGCAAGAACACUGAAAACUAACAGAGAAUUCCAUUGAAGUGGAUGUGUUUUCUGUUUGGAAAUACUGUUUUUUCCUGCAGAUCUUAAAGACUAACUGAAGCAUUUUUCUUUCUACUUAUGUACGAAUCUAGAACAACAGGAGUAGAAAGCAACAACAUAAUAAGCAUUAAGUAAUAAGCAAAAAUAAUAAGUAGUAAGCAACUAAGACAGCCUCAUGAGAAUAUUGAUAUUUUGUUGAAUUCAUCUUGUUUCCUAUCCACAGUGGAUAAUCUAGGUUUAUUAGUCCUUUAUUGCUGAAGCAUGAAGACUAAUGUAGGCACUUAAGUUGCCUACAAGCAUCCAUGAGGAUGCUUUCUUCAAAGUGUGAAAAGUUCCAUGGGAAGAAGGUCCUUGGGAGUCAAGGUAGAAGGGUUGGGGGACAGGAAGUUUUCGUUUGUCAAAGAAAGCUUUGCAGAAAUUUAGGAAAUCUUACUUAAGAACAUGAGUAACUAAUGAAUAAAUAAGCUUGGAUUUGAAUUGAUUAUAAAAAGUGUAAGAUUUGAACUUAAGGAUAGGAAAAGGUGUCUUGAUGAUAGUUUCUUUCCUUAAUUUGACUUCAGAAAGUCUGUGAGAUCUGGGCAGUGGGUACUAAUGUAUGUUUUUUGAAGUGUAGGUUUCAAUUGAGCAUGUUUUCUAUCCAGUAAUGAAUAGUCAGUCUGUCCUUAAUGUUACUUGUGCUAUGAUUCAUGUAUCAUCUGCCUUUUGUCUGAUUAAUAAACAUAGUAUGUUAACCUGCUAUUGUUCCGUACCUCUAAAGGCAUAGGGAAACAAAAUCUUGGUUCUUUUUCACAAGAAACAGCUCUUGCCACUAUUUAUUAUCUUCUUGUUUGCUUUGUGCUCCAGGUUCUAGAACUGUGCUGAUACACACCUUUAAGUCUGUUGCAGAGCUUUUGACUCUUCUUUCUGCAGAGGUAUUAGGGAGCACAGUCGUACUCUCAAUUCUUGUUUGUUUUCAAAUGAAUUGUACAAACUGACUAGUUUAGCUAGGAGUCCACUCUUACAAUACGGUAUUCUUGUUUAGUGUGGAUGUCCACAGAUCCUAUGUGAUGGCUGAAAAUUCAGUUGGGUUGGGUAACAGCAAUCAGAAUAUGAAGUGUGCCAUCAUGAAAUAAGAGUAAAACAUGUGAGAGCUGUCUCUCAUUCUCGGCUGUGAAAAAUUAGACAAAAUCUAAAACUAGUAAAAGUAACAAGAUGAAAUAUGCAUUAAGUAGACAAACGAGAGAGUAAACCACAUCUUGGAUGAAUAUUACUAGCCAAACUGAGUACCGUCCAGUAUUUGAAUUAAGGAAAGAUAACUAUUUGAAGAUAGUUUGUAUAUGACAACGGAAGAAGCAAGCAAAUGUGGCAGUCUUUAUCACAUGCUCUUGAAGAAACUAAAAAAUACUGUAUUUUGGGGAAUAUCUACCCUUUGUCUGAUGAGGUCAUCAGAAUGCAUAAAAAUGGAAGAAGAUUCUGUAGCUGUAGGUAAGAUGAAGAAGUGGUUUUCAGUGAAGAGAGAAGCUGUUGUCAUCUGAUGGAAGGAGCUAUCAUAAAUAGACAUCUGUAGCAGUGUAUAUCUGCUUUAACUUUAGUUUUCAAAUAUAAUAAGGUACUUAAAAAAUUAGAAAUUUUAAUUUAUUUACUUUAGAUAGACACAGUAUUUAUACAUUUAGAUAUCCCUUAAAGGCAGAAAACUAGAAUUAUGGUAACAAUAUUUUAGCCUCCUAACAACAGUUUCUGAAUCAUACACAUUACCUAGUGUCUGAAAAUUGUCCAAAUUCUGCCCAUUGACCACAACUGGCAAUGUAAGAUCAAUGUAGAUUUGGAGAAGAGAGGACAGAAGAGCAGAACAUACUGUUAUAUGAUAAUCUCUCCCAAAGAGCUGGUGUUUCUGAUAGUGCUCUUUAUGUGAAAGGCACUGAAGUGUCAAUAAUAAGAGGUGUUUCUUGUUCCAUGCAGAGAUGUGGCAAACAACUGUUCUGAACAAAUUUCGGAGAUACAGGUUAUAUCUCAAGUAAUUUCCACUAAGUCCAUCCUCUGCAAGUUCUGGGAUAUGCAAUGUAUUUUUAGAACUAAGUGUUUCAGAGACCAGUCAAGUGUGUCUCUCAGAUUGCAGUUUGCAGUCUUUCAUAGCAAGUCAUAAAUAGCAAGACAUAAAUUAUGUCAUAGCAAGACAGAAAUUAUGGUCAGCUGUCUGAUACCAUGAUGCAGAGAGUAUCACACCAGACUUCAGUGUUCUAAACUCCCGAGUGGAAAAUGCAUGUCAUUUAGUGUGACAUAUCUACCACAGUAAAAAUUACUGAGAACUGUUCUUUGCAGCCUCCUUACUCAUACAAACACAGAAGAGACUUCAUCUGCUGUUUCACAGUAGAUUAUUUCUAAGAAGGGUUUUCUGGUCUUUCGUAUAGAAGUAUGAAGGAAAAAGAUUGUUUUAAAAAAAAGAUACUAGAGUAAUGAUCUUCUUUUGCCUGCAUUUUCUUUGUUGUUUUUAGGCUGCUCUAAUGCCUUUGAGUCAUCUUUGUUCUGCAUUUUAUUUUCAAUUCAAAUCUUCUGUUUAUACAUCUGUGCAAAUAGACUUGGUUAGAAAUUCUCUUUUCAUCAAACGAGUGAAAAAUUGUGUCUAUUGCUUCAUCACUAUUAAAAAAAAUAGUUCUUUAUUUGUUUUUUCAGCUAUCUUGUGUAACUGCAGAAAAAAAAAGAUAUUGAAAACAAAAACUUCUAAAAUCAAAAACUGUGAAAGAAACCUGUAGACCAGACAUGGUGGCCUUCUAAAGCCAGAGUGUAAUUUUCAGACUAGAUGUACAGUUAUUUCAGCCUUUCAGGAAACAAAGAAAGAAGUCUUGAGAUUCAUUCAUGUGAUACUUUGUUCAAAAUUCUUUUGGCAUUGUGAAUUUUAGGUAAAAAUGGAAGUGUGUUUUAACAUUUUCUCUAAAAUCUUGCUCAUCUCCUAAGUAUUUUAGAGGUUUUUUUCCUGGUGGGUUCCAGGUUCCAAAGCAACCUGCAGUGUAGGAGCUUGUUACUUACUUUGUUUUUUUUUGGGUAACUUGCAGUGUUUUUUGUGAAGCUUUUUCUUAGGUACAGUAAGGAGUCAAGAUUAAAUAUCUUCUAAUGUUUCUAGUCUAUUCUGAAUUAAAUGACUGCAUUCCUUAAUUAAUUCCCUAAUUAAUUGGCAAAAACAACCCGUGUGAAAUAUUUUAUGCAAGUACAGAAGUCUGAAGUAGGCUUUCUUUACUUCUUGUAAAGCUGAACUUGUGAAGUAUUUCUUCAAUAGGAAUCCUGGGAAUGGGGGGUGAGGAGGGGGAGCUGAAGCAUGGGGAAGACUUUACAGAAGGCAUGGAUGUGUCAUAAAAAAGUCAAAAAUAGGAACAGGGCAUACUAAAUAAAUUGAAAAAAUGAUGUCCCACAUUAGAGCUAACUUGCCCUUUUUAAUAUGUGGAAAAGAAUUAGUCGCAUAGAACUUCUACUGUACCUGUUGAAUAUGUGGAGUCUUUUUUUUUUCAUCCAACUGUAUGUUUUCAACUUAAGUUUACUUAGUUUUACUGAAAAGAAAUGUACAAAGACAGCCAUUCAAUUGAGGAUUAAUCACUAUGGCAACAGAAAUGUGGUGCCUGGAAAGGGGGAGGAUGUAUUCUCCCCUCUGCUUCCUGCCAGCUGUCAUAUUCAACCUCUGUGGCAUGAAUUCAGGCCAAAAUAUAGACUGUGACCAGCUCUAAGAAACUAUAUCUGUAUUUUUAUAAAUUGGUACAAGAAUCACACUAUAAAAGAAGACUUAAUCCUCUGAAUUGGAUGACAGACAUUUGGCAGUCUUGCCAGUGUUGGACAGAGAAAUAACGGGAUGCUUUGUAGUAAAACCUGGAUUAAUGGUAAACCCCUCUUUAUGUUAUUGCAAUGUGGUGUAAAUGAGAGAACUAAGCAUGCUGUCAGCCUGAGAAAAAAACGUGCCCUUUGUAUUUCCAAUGCAGAUUUAAGUGCUGUUGAGAAUACUGUAAAUAAAAAAGUUGUGUUAUUAAGAACUUCUCUUUAUUGUAUUUGUAUUGCAUUGACAUUUUGUAGAUUAUUUAAACAAAGACUUUCUAUCAGUUAUAGUAACUCUGAUUGCAGUGUGUUUGCACAGCUUUCAGGUUGAACAAGUUUAGAUAGUUGUUUACAAUGAGUAGGCUUUUGGGAGAUAACAUUCCAUUAUGCUUGCUCUUCUGGGAUGGGGAAUGCCAUUCAGCUUUAAAGUAAUUGUUCCCAAAUGAUUGGCCUGUAAUGCUGCUUUAUAGAGAUUACUGUUUCAGUUUACAAUGGAAUUAACUAUUUCAGUAUGGUGUAGGUAUUUUUAAAUUUGGUGAGCAUGUAAGUGACAUUCUGCGAUGCAAGUAGUUGCAUUUUCUUUAUGGUGUACAUGGCUGGCUUUCUGUUUUGCUGCUGUUUAAUGGAGGGGUGGGAGUGCAAAAGAAGGUAGAUGAAAAUCCACAGACUUCUGUUGGAAUAAAGUUAACCUUAGCUUUGAAUUUUGAGAUAGGCUGAUUAUCUCCUCUCAUCCAAACAGUAACAAUAAGUAUGUUGAUUUAUGGCAUUGUGUUCGUUGCGAAAAGGUAAUAUGGUUUAUAGGAAUUUUUUAUUUAAAAAAAAAAAUCAACAAAUUAAAAGAAACUGCUCCUAAUGAGAAAAUUUGUUGGUACUGCAUUGGAGAAGAAACAGUGGAACUUGGAAGUAAAUGCAAAACAGAAAGAAAGCAAUCUGUCCUCAUAUGACUUAGUGGGCUAUUUUCCACUGCCAAGCAAAAUACUAGAGUCUGUGUAGUCCCUAGUCUCUGUUUGGAUGAGAAAAAAAAAAAGUGGAGAUGACAAAUGGGAAAAUAACUGUAUAGUGCUCUGAUAAAUUUUCUUUUAUCAGCAAGUGUAGCUCCAUGCUCUGGUAAAUAUAAAAGUGCAAGUCCUGCUCUGUGUGUUGGCUGAAU
This is a messenger RNA of Cygnus atratus (black swan), 8691 nucleotides long. It is a transcript of the gene ERCC6L2, whose product is annotated as ERCC excision repair 6 like 2. The coding region runs from base 200 to 3712 and encodes 1170 amino acids. Gene Ontology annotation, molecular function: ATP-dependent chromatin remodeler activity; ATP binding. NCBI's taxonomy places the organism in Eukaryota, Metazoa, Chordata, Aves, Anseriformes, Anatidae. The transcript has 18 exons. The record is from RefSeq and is a predicted model, not a curated record.